AGGGUGUAGGUUAAUUCUGUAUAGGAUAAGAAUGGCAAGAUUUCAAUCCAUCUUCCUUGUACAAUACGAGGAGAUGAGAUGAGAAUAACGGCCUCCAUCCAACACAAAGAAGAUCACACAACAUUAAAUUCCUCAAACAAAACUAACACCGAUUCCGUUGAAUAUUCUGGGCACCAAAUCAACGUAACCUCCAUUCAUCAUUAUCUAUCUUUUCUUCCUCGUAUGCAUGGCACCCUCCCAUUGCUGGCGGUGAUUAUUCGGCCGGAUCGGAGUCAUAAAAAGCAACAAUUAAUAUAAUGGAGGAAGCAGCAACGGGGGAGCCAAGCAGGCUGAGCACCGAUAGCAUAUCUUCCGUUGCUUCAAAGCGUCCGCCGUCUCCACCGCCGUCAUCCCUCGUCGAGCCCUCCGUCAGCAAGAAGAAAGGAAACAAGCCGGAGAAGGUGUUCCGGGUGGUGAGAUCCGUUUUCCGGUCGUUUCCCAUCAUUACCCAUCCCGCGGUUUGCAGGUUCCCGACGCUCCCUAAUGGCAGCCGGUUCCAGGAGGGGAGCCGAUCCGGCGCGCGCGUCACCGGGACUCUGUUCGGGUACCGGAAGGGGCGCGUGAGCCUGUCGGUGCAGGAGAAUCCCGGCACGCUGCCGAAUCUGGUGGUGGAACUGGCGAUGCAGACGCAGGCGCUGCAGAAGGAGAUGAGCCAAGGGAUGGUGCGGAUCGCGCUGGAGUGCGAGAAACGGACGGAAAAGGACAAGAUGAAGCUCCUGGACGAGCCGGUUUGGUCCAUGUUCUGCAACGGGAAGAAGAUCGGGUACAGCAAGAAACGCGACGCCACCGACGAGGACCUCAGCGUCAUGGAGGCGCUCAAGGUGGUGUCAAUGGGGGCCGGAGUUUUGCCGUCCACUAAACCCGACUCGGAGGGCCCCGACGCCGAGAUCGCGUACGUGCGGGCAUGUUUCGACCGGACGGUGGGAUCCAAGGACUCGGAAACGCUGUACAUGGUGAGCCCCGACGGCGACGCCGGACCAGAAUUGAGUAUUUUCUUUGUAAGGUUAUGAUCACACACUGCAUGGAGGACAAUAAUCUUAAUUUAAUCAAUUAGGCCAACCCUACUUAUUGUGAUGAUUAGCUAAUUUAAGCUAGUUUGAUGACUAGAUUAGAUGUGAUUUGUGAAAUCAACCAGAAGUAUCCUCGCCUUAACAUAUAAGAAUAUACAGUAAUGUAGAAAGAAGACAAGAUAUACUCAU
This is a messenger RNA of Ipomoea nil (Japanese morning glory), 1238 nucleotides long. RefSeq names its product protein MIZU-KUSSEI 1. NCBI's taxonomy places the organism in Eukaryota, Viridiplantae, Streptophyta, Magnoliopsida, Solanales, Convolvulaceae. The coding region runs from base 297 to 1049 and encodes 250 amino acids. The transcript has a single exon. Gene Ontology annotation, biological process: hydrotropism. The record is from RefSeq and is a predicted model, not a curated record.